This is a messenger RNA of Schistosoma intercalatum, 822 nucleotides long. NCBI's taxonomy places the organism in Eukaryota, Metazoa, Platyhelminthes, Trematoda, Strigeidida, Schistosomatidae. The record is from the annotation of a GenBank genome assembly.
AUGGAGUCAGGUUCGGCAGUUCACGUUCAUCCUGUGGUGUUAGCAUCAAUUGUCGAUGCAUAUGAAAGACGUGCGGAAGGAUCAGAGAGGGUUAUUGGCACUCUUCUUGGGACUUGGGGAAAAGGGAUCAUCGAAGUUACUCAUUGCUACAGUGUUCUGCAUCAAGAAUCUGCGGUCGAUGUGUCUAUGGACAUAGAAUUCAAAAACAACAUGACUGUUCUCGAGCGCAAAGUGAACCCCUCUCAUAACAUUGUUGGGUGGUAUGCAACGGGGAAUGAAAUUCCGGAGACCCUCAAACUUAUCCAUCAAGAUGUUUACAUGCAGAAGUCAAAAAAUGCAAUCUUUUUAAUGGUAGACACAAAUAUGACUAUCGGGGACAAAAUGGCCAUAAAAGCUUAUCUUUGCAGGAAGAUGGGUAUUCCUGGAGGAACACAAGGAUUUAUUUUUGUACCAGUAGAAGUAGAAGUCGAGUGCUACGGUGCAGAACGUUGUGCCGUUGAAAUGAUGGUUUCUUCUAUUGAUCCAAGGAGUAAAUUAGAACCUGAACUUGGAGAUGACAUGGUCUAUUUGUAUCAACUUUCACAACAUCUGCUCACUAUGUUGGAUCAGGUCAUUCGUUACGUUGAAAAUGUUAUCGAUAACAAAUGUCCAGCCGACCCCAAAAUCGGAAGGUCUAUAGCACAGUUAAUUUUCUCAAUCCCCAAAUUAGACCCUGAUCAUUUGGAGCAAUUGAUCAAUUCAAGCUAUAAAGAUUUGCUGAUGAUCACUUAUCUCACUAAUCUUAUACGGACGCAUCUAAAGAUUUUAAAUUUGGCCCAGUGA